AUGCUCCCCACGCUCCUCGCCCUCCUCGCCGCCUCCUCCGGCCUGCUCAUCGCCAAUGCCCAACAAGUCAACACCCCCGCCUCCCUCACGACCUGCCAGCCCUCUCAGCUCGUCAUCGAAGGCGGAACGGCGCCCUACUUUGUGCAGAUUCUGCCCGGAGGACAGCCCAGCGCGAAAGCUAUCGAGACCCUUCCGACGGUUUACAAGUCCGGACCGCUCACUUGGCUCGUCGACGUUCCCGCUGGAACGAGCAUCACGCUCUCCGUGACGGACUCUACGGGCGCUAUCAACUACUCGAGCCCGAUAACGGUCCAGCAGGGAACUUCGAGCGAUUGCCUCGGCAAGAACGCUCAAGUCUCCGCCGCCGCGUCCUCCCCGUCCGGUUCCUCCUCGACUUCCGCUUCCUCCUCGUCCUCCGUCGCAGUCGCCUCGCCAUCCUCCACCACUGACGACGACUCGAGCUCCUCGAGUCCGACUUCGAUCAAGCAGGAGACGAAGCAGCUUCUCCCGUCCACUACCGCCGCCUCGUCGACGACCGUCGUCCUUGCUGCUACGCCGACGCAGUCAGCUCAGGGAAGCAGUGACGGAGCGGGAAAGAACGAGGGAAGGAGAUUCGCUCUUGUCGGAGGAGCCGGCCUCGCGCUCCUCCUCGCUUUCGCAUAG
Molecule: messenger RNA, 663 nt
Organism: Rhodotorula toruloides NP11
Lineage: Eukaryota; Fungi; Basidiomycota; Microbotryomycetes; Sporidiobolales; Sporidiobolaceae
Exons: 6
Coding region: 1-663 (220 amino acids)
Source: RefSeq, a predicted model, not a curated record